AUGUAAUUUAAUUUAAAUUUAAAUUUAAAUAAACAUGUCAACAGACAACUCAGAAUUAUUGAAUAAGUUUCUGACCGAAUUUAAUCAAUUAAAGAAAUAAAACUAAGAAUCUAAACAUAUCAAUCACUUACUAAAGAAAACUAAUUGUUGGUUUAAGAAUUAAAUAAAAUCAAAAAAGAAAAUCAAAGAUUGAUAGACAAUAAUUCAUUUCUUACUGAUUAACUUAAUUAAUUAAAAGAAUUGUAUUAAGAAACUAAGCAAGAAUUAUAAGAAUCAUUUAAUUUCAUCUAAACAAUUAAUAAAACUAUCAAAACCGGUACAUUUGAACACGAUGAUAAUGAUAUAAAUAAAUUAAUGGAAAUUUUUUCUGUAAAUUCUAUGGAAUAAUUAUUAAUUACUGCUGAAAAAGUUAAAACUGUCAUGUUAGGGGUUGCUCAUUUGGAAUAAUUUUGUAAACAAAUUUGUGAAUUAAUAUAUGACUAAAAUGAAGAAUAAUAUAAUUUAGAAUAAGUAUUUCCAAUAAUUCAAAAAUGGAAAUUUGAUUCUAAAUAUGUUGAUUGUUUCUUGAUCUUUAAAAAUUAAUUAGAAUAAACUCUUUAAUUAAAAUAAUCUACUGAUUCAUAGAUAUAUGAUGCAAUUAAAUCCUUAUAAAAUNGAUUUGAUAAAUAUAUAUGUGUAAAUUGCAUAAUAAAUCGAAAGACCCCCUCGAAAGAGUAAUCGAAUUAGUUAGAGAAUAAAAGCAAAAUCAUAAUCAGACAUUAAAUAAAAUGAAUAAUGAAUUUGAUUCAGAUGAAUCUAUAAAUUCAGAUGAAGCCAUUAAAACAAUAGAUUUUAAAUACUUGACUCCAAAUUUUCACCAUGAAUUAGAUGAUAAAGGUACUUCAGUAUAUAAAAGAAUGAAUGGCAUAAAUACAUUGAUGUGUAAAUUUAAAGAUGUGCUUAUAUGUAAAGAUGAAACUUAUUUAUAAUCGAAUGGGGUUAAGUCUACAAAUUAAGUAUCGACCUCAAAUAUGUAAACUCAAAGUAGACAAUAAAUUAAUCAUACAUUAGAAAAUCUAAAAUAGACUGAAAUUCAUUUAUCUAACUCUAGAAGAAGAUAUAAUUCACGUAAUUAAGUUGAUAAACAAUCUUAAAAUAGAUUAAACAAAAACUCAUAUAAACCUUAAACAAAUAUAAUAUCACCUCGGAAACCAAAGAGAUAAAUUUAUGUAACAUAAAUAGUGAAUAAAAAUAAUAAUGAUUUAAAUAGCUUAUCAUUUUCAUAUCCAUAAAGAAUAUCAAGAAUAUUGGCUAAUAAUGAUUGUAUGUAAUCACAAAAAGGUAGUUCUGCUUCUUCUUAAAAGGGUAUUUUAAAAUCAAGUUCUUUUGAAGUACUCAAAAUUGGAGGUAGAUUAAGUAUGUAAAGUCUUAAUAGUCCAAUGAUGAGACCAUCUAAUAAAUAAGUCUCUUUUGAAUUUACUAGUGAAUAAAUGCGAAAAUUAAGAAAUCAUAAUACAAGUAUUGAUCCUAAAAAGUAUUCAAGAUUAAAAACUAAAUUCUAGAAAUGA
This is a messenger RNA of Paramecium sonneborni, 1547 nucleotides long. The record is from the annotation of a GenBank genome assembly. NCBI's taxonomy places the organism in Eukaryota, Ciliophora, Oligohymenophorea, Peniculida, Parameciidae.